UCUACAGGCUGUUCUGUCUCACUUGUUUUUAUCGGAAUUAAAUUACGCGAAUAAAGAAACAAAAUGUGAAUUUUGACACAUUUAAACGUCAUUGAUCUUUAAAAAUUUAAAUACCAAACCACUCGAGUACAAAUCAUCCAUUAGUGACAGUGAGUCCAAGUACAGACUAGUAUUUAUUAGUUGCUGCCAGUUGUAUCGACAGCUCUAGAUAUGUAUGAGCAAGCUCCAUUUAUUUUGUUAUGUUUUUAUACUCUUAGACAAUAGAUUAAUUUAUCUGUACUGAAUCUUAUAAGUCAGUGCUUUAUGUUACUUCAAAGUUGGAUUGUAUUUUUUUAAAAAAAUGGCGUAUCCAAUAAAUAGAAAACCAUUGUUGAGUAAUAUUGCAAGCGAUAGUGAAUCUGAAGAUAUAGAAACAGAAAUUGAUGACGCUAGUGUUUCUAUACCAGACAAAAAACCAUUUUUUAAACCCCAACCAGCUGACAGAUAUCAUUUAGCAUACAUUGUUUUUUAUUUACUUGGAAUAAAUACUCUAAUACCAUGGAGUUUUUUCAUCACUGCCGACGACUACUGGAUGUUUAAAUUCCGACAAAUCCAUCCAAAUAACAGCGGAACUAAUAAUUACACGCACACAGAAAUAUUAGAGAGUAAAACAGACUUGCAAGUUAGCUUCACUUCGUACUUAAAUGUCUCCAGUGCUUUACCCAAUAUGUUAUUUUUGAUAAUAAAUACAUUUCUUAGCAAGCGACUGUCACAAAAAUUCCGGAUGAUUUCUUCGCAAUUGUUAAUAUUUAUUCUCUUUAUUAUGACGACAGUGUUCGUUAAAAUAAACACCGACGAGUGGCAAAACACAUUUUUGAUAAUAACUUUGACUACUUUUGCAAUUGUAAAUGCAUUGAGCGCAAUAUUUGGUGGGACUCUGAUGGGCAUCGUCGGACGUUUUUCUCCGAGAUACAUCACAGCAAUGUCCGGAGGACAAGCACUUGGAGGAAUUUUCACUGCCCUUACCGAAAUAUGUUCCUUGUGGAUCGGAGCUAGUCCUGUAGUAUCCGGUCUAGUUUAUUUCAUCAUCGGAGAUGUUGUACUUUUAUUUUCUUUUAUUGCUUACAUUGUUCUGGAAGAAGAAGAAUUCUUCAAACAUCACAUGAUACAAAAGCCAAGAGAAGAGCCAAAUUUUUCAGUCAACGCCGAAGUUAGUUUUAUCGACGAACCGAAGAUAUCUUAUCGGAGAAUAUUUAAAAGGAUACUACCCUAUGGGUUGACAAUGUUUUCGGUAUUCUUCGUAACUAUGGCAGUCUAUCCAGGAGUUACUGUGUUAAUAGAGAGCCAAGGUUUCGGUCAAGGACAUGCUUGGAAUGAUGUUUAUUUUGUACCCGUUGUUACUUAUCUUACAUUCAGCUGUGGAGAUUAUCUUGGACGUCUGUUAUCUGGAAUACUCUUGUGGCCUCAAAAAAAGCCGUGGCUUGUUCUCACUUUCAGUUUACUAAGAGCUUUAUUUAUCCCAGUGUUCAUGAUAUGCAACGCCCAACCACGUCAUUUUCUACCAGUUUAUAUUCAAAGUGAUAUUUAUUAUAUUUUAAUCACAAUAUUAUUUGCCAUUAGUAACGGAUACUUGUGCAACAUUGCAUUCAUCCUAACUCCGACUGUUGUUGAGUCUCAAGAUAAAGAAGUUGCCUCGACAAUGAUGGGAGCUUUUCUUGGAUUAGGAAUAACAACUGGCUCGGCUUUGAGUAUCGCAUUAAUUAAGUGUCUUUAAUAUUCCAAAAUUUAUUAAUAGCGUAAUUUAUUUUUUUAAUUAUUCCAUUUAUUAAUGAUUAUUUAACGAGUAAUUUUUUUUCGUAUAUAUUACGAACA
Cotesia glomerata is the source of this 1851-nucleotide messenger RNA. It is a transcript of the gene Ent1, whose product is annotated as equilibrative nucleoside transporter 3. Bases 341 to 1753 code for a protein of 470 amino acids. The transcript has 10 exons. Gene Ontology annotation, biological process: nucleoside transmembrane transport. The record is from RefSeq and is a predicted model, not a curated record. Gene Ontology annotation, cellular component: plasma membrane. Lineage: Eukaryota; Metazoa; Arthropoda; Insecta; Hymenoptera; Braconidae. Gene Ontology annotation, molecular function: nucleoside transmembrane transporter activity.